Seriola dumerili (greater amberjack) is the source of this 836-nucleotide messenger RNA. It is a transcript of the gene mmab, whose product is annotated as methylmalonic aciduria (cobalamin deficiency) cblB type. Gene Ontology annotation, molecular function: corrinoid adenosyltransferase activity. Lineage: Eukaryota; Metazoa; Chordata; Actinopteri; Carangiformes; Carangidae. The transcript is spliced from 9 exons. Bases 32 to 727 code for a protein of 231 amino acids. The record is from RefSeq and is a predicted model, not a curated record.
UCUCCCUUAGCUGUUAGCCAUUAGCUUGAACAUGGCUUCGUUUAUUAUCAAAUCUGCCCACUUCCGCUGUGUUGCAAGGACAGGCAGGCUCAUAAGCGAGCACCGGACAAGGAAAACGUUGUGUUCAGACAGAAGUUAUGCCACCGAGGUAGACAACAGGGUUCCCAAAAUAUACACCAAAACUGGAGACAAAGGUUUCUCAAGCACAUUUACAGGAGAAAGGAGGCCAAAGGAAGAUCAUAUUUUUGAAGCCCUAGGAAAUACAGAUGAGCUUUCAUCAGCUAUAGGCUUGGCCAGAGAAUUUUGCCUCGACAAAGGUCACACGUUCACAGAUCAGUUGGACAAGAUACAGUGCAUUUUACAAGACGUGGGCUCCAAUAUCGCCACCCCUCGAUCAUCUGCAAGAGAGAGUCACAUAAAGAAAACCAAAUUUACUGCUCAGCCAAUCACAGACCUGGAAACCUGGAUUGAUAACUUUACAAAAGAGCUCAGUCCACUGACCAACUUCAUUUUACCUUCUGGAGGGAAGAGCAGUGCAGCUUUGCACUUAGCUCGGACAGUCUGUCGGCGAGCAGAGCGCAGUGUUGCUCCAGUUGUGCGGUCAGGGGAAGCCGAUCCAGAUGUUGCAAAGUUUCUGAACAGAUUGAGCGACUACCUGUUCACUGUGGCCAGAUAUGCAGCCAUGAAAGAAGGCAACGAGGAGAAAAUCUACAAAAGACCUGAAUGACCAGUUUGUCGCAUGAGGAUUACGACAAAGUUUGAUUUUGUUAUGGUUGAUGCAGAUACUUCAGUUAUAUUGUAAAUAUAUAAAUAAAUCAUAAUGGGGUCCAAAAUUG